CAACUCCCAGAGAUCUAAAGGCUAGAGGCACAGAUACACAGGUAUAAAAGAACCACAGACUAAACCCAGUCUCAUACAGAGACCAAGACAUGAUGAAGCUGCUACUGCUGGCCUUGGCUUUGGGAUGUGCAGCGGAGGUUCCAGUGAAGGAGGAUGGAGCGUUGUUGCAGGAAGUUUGCCAACCCCACUCCAGACCCUGGCAGGUCUACCUGUGGAACACUAAGGUGGGCUGGUAUGGGGAGGAAAGGUGUAGUGGUGCCCUCAUCAACGAGUGGUGGGUGCUUACCGCCUGGAACUGCUUUGUCGAACCUGGCCACACUAUGGUUUCUCUGGGGGAGCAUGACCUGACAGUGGAGGAAGGGACAGAGCAACACAUCUGGGUGGCCAGAUAUGUGCAGCACGGGCCGUACGCACGAGGCCCCUCACACAGCCUGGCAAUGGUGAAGCUGGCAGAGCCUGCCCGGUUCACUCAGCAUGUCAUGCCCGUAGCCCUACCCACACGCUGCACUCAGCUCCAUGAGAAGUGUUUGGUCAGCGGCUGGGGCUCCACCGUACCGGGACAGGACGAGCCCAAACUAAUCCUGAAGUGUGAAACACAGCGGGUCAUUGAUGACAAGAUGUGCCAGACAUCCUUUCCUCUUUAUUGGAUUGAACAUGCAUUCUGUGCUAAAACCAUCAUCUCAACAGACAACUGCCUGUCUGACCAGGGCAGUACUGUGGUGUGUGGGGGUGAGCUACAGGGGUUGUUCUGGUCCAGUUCUUCUGACGUUGGUUUGUACACCCGCCUGUGCCUGUACCUUGACUGGAUGAGUGACAUCAUGAACACCCCUGAUCCUACACCUGAACCUGCGUGGACCACCGCAGCAGCAGCUACAACAUGGUGAUUGAAAAGAAAAACAAUAAAGUGAUAUGUACUGAAAUGUUCUGUU
Salvelinus namaycush (lake trout) is the source of this 929-nucleotide messenger RNA. RefSeq names its product trypsinogen-like protein 3. Lineage: Eukaryota; Metazoa; Chordata; Actinopteri; Salmoniformes; Salmonidae. The transcript is spliced from 5 exons. Gene Ontology annotation, molecular function: serine-type endopeptidase activity. Bases 90 to 884 code for a protein of 264 amino acids. Gene Ontology annotation, biological process: proteolysis. The record is from RefSeq and is a predicted model, not a curated record.